UACACGGGUGCCCCCAGUGUCAGACCAAGUUCAAAAGGUCCGCAGAUCCCACCGCUGCGUGCCAGUGAUCGUCUCUCCCCACGUUGCUUGACCCUCGAACCGUCUUGUUUCAGCUACUCGACUCUCUGGGCUGCGUGCAUUCACGAUAGCUUCUUUGUCUGUUUGUACCUCCUCUCCAUUUCGCCCUUAAGGAACCUCCUCCCGCAUCUGCAACGUCCCCGUUAUGGCAAUGGCAGUCGAUAGUCGCCAACAGUCCCAACUCAACGGGAUGAGCUACGAUCCUUUGCGUUACCCGCAGCCGCACUUCACCAACCCGUGGGUGUCGGCCGCGGGCCCCUCGCAGCAGCAACUGUAUCAGACCUCGAUCGCACCCAACGUGUCGGCUGGCCUUGAGAAUCACGCCUCGUCCCAGCCUCAAGCCAUUCAACGCCCGACCAGCAUUGCCAUUCCGUACCACGGUCUCCCGGUCACGGCCCCAUCUUUAGGAUCAGGUAUUGCUCUCCCGGAUGGCUCGCUUCCAGCAGAAAACUUACUAGACAUGUCGCAAGAUCUUCUAUCGCGGAGUUACAACGGUGGCUAUGGCACCACCACAUCUGCUACUACAAACACGUACGCACCCACCUCGGCUCCUUACUCUCAAGUCGAUUAUGGAAACACCGAACGAGUUCCCUAUGCAUUCUCACAGGACAAUGCCCGUCGUUCCUCACAUCCGUCAGUACCCUCAGCACCGUAUCUUGACAGCGUCAUGGAAUUGCAGCGUCAACGCCAGAGUUCGUUAGUUGACUUUAGCAGUUUAAGCUCUCAACCGCCUCGCAAUAGCUUCAGCGAUGCCCUCGACGCCAGUCGAGGUAUGGUCUCCUUGAGCCAGUCUGAUAUCACACCGAGGAAUAUCUAUGGCACCCAAGCAUCCAGCCGGAGCUCGACCGACUCGUACGGCUUCCCUUCAACACACUCCGCGCACUCGUCCAUCUCAGGAGCCAGUUACAAUGGCACCAACUACUACGGCGGCGAGGGUUCCGUCACCGACUACAGCUCCGCAUCGGAGUCCGUCGACUUGACGCACUCGCGAACACUGCCACGGCCGAGCGCGCUCAUGGGAGCGAAUAUUCCCCCAGCGCCGCAAUCAAUGAUGGGUCAAUUUAGCUCCAAGGUCUCGUCAAGCUCGCAGAAGAAGCACAAGUGCAAGAUUUGCGACAAAAGAUUCACUCGCCCGAGCUCCCUUCAGACCCACAUGUACAGCCAUACUGGAGAGAAGCCAUUUGCCUGCGAGGUCGAAGGCUGCGGUCGCCAUUUCUCGGUCGUCUCCAAUCUGAGGCGGCACCGCAAGGUACAUAAAGGCGAGGCUCAAGAUCAUCCCUCGCCCGAUGACGCUUGAACCUGUCGAUCACCAAGUGAUUGACAUGCCUGGUCCCCACAAUUCGGACCCUUUCGAGUUUUUCAUCACUGUUUGUUGAUCUCUUCGUUUGCUCUGUGCAUUUGAGAUAUCCACUGUCGCGAUUUGGACAGCGCAUCUGAGUUUUCAUCGGUUGGAUGCUAGACGGGGUCUUCUUCACGACAAAAGAGACGAAUUUCUUCUUUCAGUCGCUUCACCGCCCGGUUCAGUCAUCUACUACCCCGACCUCCUGCGGG
Molecule: messenger RNA, 1629 nt
Organism: Paraphaeosphaeria sporulosa
Lineage: Eukaryota; Fungi; Ascomycota; Dothideomycetes; Pleosporales; Didymosphaeriaceae
Product: C2H2 conidiation transcription factor-like protein FlbC
Exons: 2
Coding region: 224-1375 (383 amino acids)
Biological process (GO): regulation of transcription by RNA polymerase II
Cellular component (GO): nucleus
Molecular function (GO): DNA-binding transcription factor activity, RNA polymerase II-specific; RNA polymerase II cis-regulatory region sequence-specific DNA binding
Source: RefSeq, a predicted model, not a curated record